Cucurbita pepo subsp. pepo (vegetable marrow) is the source of this 2569-nucleotide messenger RNA. RefSeq names its product beta-amylase 7. The record is from RefSeq and is a predicted model, not a curated record. Gene Ontology annotation, molecular function: beta-amylase activity. Lineage: Eukaryota; Viridiplantae; Streptophyta; Magnoliopsida; Cucurbitales; Cucurbitaceae. Gene Ontology annotation, biological process: polysaccharide catabolic process.
ACGCUUGAGAAUCAAUCUCUCUCUCCCUCUCGCUCUCUUUCUCGCCGGACCAGUGAAUCGCCGUGGACUGUCGAACCCAUGUUCCUUGACUCUUCUCCGGUCGGACCCUGCCUGAUUGACGGCAAAUCGAUUCUGAAGUACCUUGCCUUUCGCUGGAAAGAAUUCGGAACUGAGAUUUGAAAUGUGUGAAGAAAUCAGUUGGUUUCAGGCUUUGGAGACAUGCGUGCCUUCUGCUGGUGCUGGUAGAGCUUGUGCGAUGAAAAUCAAACGUGACGUACUUAAGUGUACUUUUUCCUGCCAGCUUUGUAGAGAAGUCCAAGCGCAUAGUGGUAGUGGCACGAGUGAGGAAGAUGAUGAUGAAGAUGUGGAGAUGGAUGUAAAAGAGGAGGAUGGUGAAGAAGACGAUGGGGAGAGGCGGAUUCGUACUUCGUUAAUAGUUGGGGAUGAUGGAGGAAUGGUGUCGAGUGGUAGCAACAACAACCAGUUUGAACAGCACCAUGUGCAAGAACAAUUGGGCACCCCUGGGGGUGGCCGUAGGUGUCGACCGCUGGAAGAGAAAGAGAGAACGAAACUGAGAGAGCGGCAUCGAAGGGCAAUCACUGCCAGGAUCUUGGCAGGUCUUCGGCGGCAUGGUAAUUAUAAUCUUAGAGUUAGGGCAGAUAUCAAUGAUGUGAUUGCAGCUCUGGCUACAGAAGCUGGUUGGGUAGUUCUUCCAGAUGGAACCACGUUUCCUUCAAGAUCUCAGGUCCCUAAACCUGCUAAUGGAGGUUCUGCUGCAGUAGCUUCAUCUUCUUCCCAUAUGGCCUCUCGACAAACUCCACCAAGCUCCACUAGGGGAGUCGGUUGUGGCUCUAAGAGCUUGCCGGAAAACAAUGCAUGUCGGAUGAAAGGUGUUUUUAUGCCUAAUUCACCACCGUAUGAUGCUUCCCCAAAUGCUAGAUGUCAAAGUUCAUCCCUGGUGGGAGAUGCUGGAGAACAGUCAGCUAGUCAUCCUCUCAUCAGUAGUUCAGUUGAUGUUGUAGAUGGAAUGCAGAUUGUUGAAAUGACACCAAAAUUACCCGAACGUGACUUUGCUGGGAGUGCUUACAUUCCAGUUUAUGUGAUGCUACCGUUGGGUGUCAUUAAUAUGAAGUGUGAGCUAGUUGAUCCAGAUGGAUUGCUAAAGCAGCUAAGGCUGCUGAAAUCAGUAAAUAUCGAUGGUGUCAUGGUUGAUUGUUGGUGGGGGAUAGUUGAAGCUCAUUCUCCACAGGAAUAUAAUUGGAAUGGCUACAGGAGACUUUUUCAGAUGGUGCAUGAAUUGAAGCUCAAAUUACAGGUUGUGCUAUCAUUUCAUGAAUGUGGAGGCAAUGUUGGUGAUGAUGUUUGUAUUCCGCUACCUCAUUGGGUAGCUGAAAUUGGUCGGAGUAAUCCUGACAUAUUCUUUACUGAUAGGGAGGGAAGACGCAAUCCUGAAUGUCUCUCAUGGGGAGUCGAUAAGGAGCGAGUGUUAAAAGGCCGUACAGGUCUUGAGGUUUAUUUUGACUACAUGAGAAGCUUUCGUGUUGAAUUUAAUGAUUUCUUCGAAGAUGGUGUCAUCACGACAAUUGAAGUCGGUUUGGGACCAUGUGGAGAGCUUAGAUUUCCAUCCUGUCCUGUUAAGCAUGGCUGGAGAUAUCCCGGCAUUGGUGAAUUCCAGUGUUAUGAUCAGUAUUUGUUGAAAUAUUUGAGGAAAGCAGCAGAAGCGAGGGGACACUCCUUCUGGGCCAGAGGGCCAGAUAAUGCUGGUUCCUAUAGCUCUCGGCCACAUGAAACAGGUUUCUUUUGUGAUGGUGGUGAUUAUGAUGGCUACUACGGUCGAUUCUUCCUUAAUUGGUACUCCCAAGUUUUAGUAGAUCACGGUGAUCUAGUACUUUAUCUGGCAAAGUUAGCCUUUGAAGGAACCCACAUUGUUGCCAAGCUUUCAGGUAUUCACUGGUGGUACAAGACAGCAAGUCAUGCGGCUGAAUUGACUGCUGGGUUCUAUAACCCUUGCAAUCGUGAUGGCUAUGCUGCAAUUAUGGCAAUGCUGAAGAAACAUUCUGCUUCUUUGAACUUCACUUCUGCUGGAUUUCACAUGUUAGAUCAGCAAGAAAACAUCGCAAAUACGUCGUCUGAUCCCGAGGCAGUAGUCUGGCAAGUGACAUAUGCUGCACGGGACGUUGGUGUAGAAGUUGUAAGUGAGAACGCUCUUCCUUUCCUCGACAGGGUAGGUUAUAACAAGAUAUUGGAUAAUGCCAAGCCCCUGGACGAUCCAGAUGGGAGAUAUUUGUCAUCCUUUAUCUAUAACAAGCUCACUCCACUUCUCUUGGAAAGACAUAACCUCGUGGAGUUUGAACGAUUUGUCAAGAGAAUGCACGGAGAAUCUGUUCAUGAUCUCCAGGUAUAGCCAGCAAGAAGAUGUACAAUUAAUCUCUCCACAAACAUUGGAAGUUGUCAACACAUUGCAGAUCAGGGUAAUCGAUGUUAUUUGUUGCAAUGAUUUGAUCGACAAAACAGCACUUGUAAAUGGUGUUUUAUGCAUUACUAAUGAUAAUCACCCUUUUACAAUGGA